This is a messenger RNA of Trichoplax adhaerens, 4626 nucleotides long. RefSeq lists its product as uncharacterized. The transcript has 32 exons. The coding region runs from base 1 to 4626 and encodes 1541 amino acids. The record is from RefSeq and is a predicted model, not a curated record. Gene Ontology annotation, molecular function: nucleosome binding; DNA binding; histone binding. NCBI's taxonomy places the organism in Eukaryota, Metazoa, Placozoa, Uniplacotomia, Trichoplacea, Trichoplacidae. Gene Ontology annotation, biological process: mRNA transcription by RNA polymerase II; transcription elongation-coupled chromatin remodeling; nucleosome organization. Gene Ontology annotation, cellular component: transcription elongation factor complex.
AUGUCGUCCAACGAUUAUAUUGACAACGAAGCUGAAGAAUCAGAGGAAGAAUAUGCUGGAUCCAACCAAGACGAAGACGACGAUGAUGAUGGCGCCGAGGAUGAUAAAUUAAGCGGUUUUGUCACUGAUAAAGAUGAAACCAGCCAUGAUGACAGCGAAUCAGACAGUGGGACCACGGGCAAGAAACGAUACCACGAUGAGGAUGAUAUUGAUGAUGAUUUGGAUGAAGACGAUUUUGAUCUCAUCAACGAAAAUACUGGCAUUGAUUUACAAAGGAAUAAACGAUUUCGACGGGUACGAACAUUGGAGUCGGCUUUCGAUGAAGAGCCUGAAGACGAUAUUAUGGCGUUGCCGCCAGAAGCUGAUCCUGUCGUAGCGAAGAAACCUAGCACAUCUGAAAAGCCAUCAGCACCGCACGAUGAUAUCUUUGCGGAAAUGUCUUCAGACGAAGAUGAUGAUUUUAUCGUCGACGAAGAAGGCAGACCGAUACAUGAAGAAGAUGAUGAAGCCGAUGAGGCGAUGCAUGAUGCCAAUGAUAUAUUUCGCAUAGAUUUUGAUUAUCUUGAUGAAGGCGCAGAUGAAGUUGAAGAAUAUGAAGAAGAUGAUUAUCUUGAUGAAGAUAUAGAUUCACAGGAUGAAAGUGAACCACGUCGGCGAUCAAGGAAGAAAGUCUCAAAAAAAGGUCGCUCAUUAUUUGAAAUUUAUGAACCAACUGAUUUGGAAAAACGUUAUUUAUCUAAGCGAGAUGAAAAGAUUCGGAUUACAGACAUGCCUGAAAGACAUCAGUUGCGCAAAAUUGCUGUUACUAAAGCCGAUGACACUGAAUUGGAUAACGAAUCUCAAUGGAUUUAUUCUCAGGCUUUUAUGAAUCCUUCAAUAUCAAAUCAGGGUAUCAACUACGGAUCAGGAAGUCAAUUAAUGAUCACUGUACGAGAAAUCUUGGCGCUAAUUCGCAAUGAAGGCCUUGAGAUACCAUUUAUAGCGCACUACCGUAAAGAAAUAUAUCGGCAUUCCCUACAAGUUGAUGAUUUAUGGCGUAUUUACAAUUGGGAUAUAAAGUGGAUGUAUUUUAGUCGUAGAAAACAAAACAUGGCAAAGUUAUUCGCCAAAGUACAACAAUAUCAAUAUGAUAAAGCUAAAAAUACCCACGAUUUUUCCACAUUUAAUGCGAAAAUUAUCGAUGCUGAAGAUACCGCUAGACUUGAGGAAUGCAACACUUAUGAAGAACUACAAGACGUCUACACUCACUUUUUGUUAUAUCACCAUAAAGAACUGGAAGACCUUCGUAAUGACGCCUCAAAGAAAACAACAAAUAGUGAUGAUAAAAACCAAAGCGAUAAUAAUGAAAAGCGUAGCGGAGAGAGUAUACGGAGGCUGAGAAGGCGCAACUUCUAUACGCGAUGUGAAGAUAAUAAAAUUAGUCAUUUAGCAUUAAAAUUUGGUUUAUCUCCAGAAAGAUUUGGCAAAAAUGUGAUCGAAUCAUAUCAAAUAAAUGAACCCACUCAGUAUGAGAUUGAUCCAAACACCACUGCUCGAGACUAUAUCACAAAAGCUUUUCCUACUGUUGAAGCCGUUUUAGAUGCGGCAGUCUACACAGUAGCCGUACAACUUUCUAGAGAUCCCUUAGUACGUAGAGCGGUUCGGUUAGCCUUUUAUGAAAGAGCUAAGAUCUCUUGUCGUCCAACUAAAAGGGGUAAAAAGGCUGAAAAGGAAGGAUUCAUAACUCAUACAUUUUCAGUUGAACCUUCAGCUAGUUCUUGGGGCUCAUACGCUGAUGAGCUAAAGCAGUAUUAUUUUGUCGAUGGUUUUAGCGAUUUGAUCAAAGAAUGGAACGAGCUCCGUGGGCGUGCCGUACAGAAAGCCGUCGAAGACGUUCUAUUCGAAGAAUUUCGAAAGGAAUUACAAGAGAAGUUACUACGGGAGUCUUACGAAUAUGUCAUCAAGGAAUGUUGUUGUAAUGUCAGAAAACGAAUCAAUGUCGCUUCUUUUAAAAUUGGCUCUGAAAAUGAUGAAGAUGAUGAAAUGGAACCUUAUCAACGGAUUAUGAGUUUCGCAUUUGUUUCAGACCGAGAUAUCGCAUCUUAUGCAUGUGUCAUUGACGGCCAUGGAGAAAUUAAAGAAAUCAAAUUAAUUAAAGGCUUAAUCGUUAGCAAGCAACCAGUAGCGAUAGCAAUAUCAGCUUCAUGCAGGCAAGCAACUGGUGUUAAGAAAGACUUAGAAGGAAUUGUAAAUGAAUUACAGUCCGAAGAAGAUUUGCCACCUAUAAGUGUUGAACUGAUAGAUCCUUGUAUCCCACGUCUGUUUGAAUCUUCUAAACGCGCUAAGAACGAAUUCCCGGAGUAUCCUCCAUUACUCUGUCACGCUAUUUCUUUAGCUCGUUAUAUGCAAGAACCUCUUUUGGAGUUAUCUCAAUUGCUAACAUCAGAUGAUGAAGAAAUAUUAUGCCUUAGGCUCCACAUAUUACAGGCUGAAAUUCCUAAACCUGAUCUUAUGGAAGCGUUAUACAUCGAAUUUAUCAAUUGCAUUAAUGAUAUUGGAAUUGAUCUGAACUUAUGCUUAACAAAUGAACGCUACUCGUCAUUACUUUCAUUCGUAUGUGGUCUUGGUCCUCGUAAAGCAACGGCAUUGCUGAAGUUAUUAAAGAAAGGAAAUCUCCGUCUGAGAAAUCGAAAGUCUUUGGUAACAGAAUGCGGUAUGGGUCCGAACUUAUUUGUAAAUUGUGCUGGUUUUAUCAAGAUUCCUACAAAUAAAGUAGAUGACAGCGAUUAUGCUGAAAUAUUAGAUACCACUCGUAUCCAUCCUGAGGCUUAUGACUGGGCGCGUAAAAUGGCAAUUGAUGCCUUAGAUUACGAUGAAUCUGCAGAAGAAAUAAAUCAAGCUACAGUCGUACAUGACAUAAUCGAUCAACCUGAUAAACUUAAGGAUCUUGAUUUAGAUGCAUUUGCCGAAGAGUUAAAGCGCCAGGGAUUUGGAAAUAAAUCUGUAACUUUAUACGAUAUCCGUGAAGAAUUAACACACAGGUAUAAAGAGUGUCGUCAGCCUUUUGAUAGCUUGAGUCCGGGAGAAGUAUUCUACUUAUUGGUAGAUGAAACGCCAGAAUCGUUAUGCUAUGGCCAAUUAAUAACUUGUCGUGUUAUUGGUAUUGUUCAUCGACGACCAACGAAAGAUCAAAUCGAUCGAGUUAAUCCUGAACGAGAUCCAAUUUCUAACACUUGGACUUGUCCGUUAUGUUUAUUUGACUCCUUUAAAGAACUUAGCGAGGUAUGGAGACACAUUGACAACAACGAGUGUAAAGGUAUCGCUAUCGGCGUAAAAGUUAUAUUAGAUAGUGGAAUUACUGGUUUUAUUAGUACGAAAAAUAUCAGUGAUAAGCAAAUACGAACGCCAGAAGAACGUGUUAAGAUUGGAAUGGUGAUUCAUUGUAGAAUAAUUAAGUUAAAUAUUGAUAAACUUUCGGUGGACCUGUCCUGCAAAUCGUCUGAUUUAGCAGACCAUGAUAAUCAAUUCAGUAAACCAAAAGAUAAUUAUUACGAUACUGAGAUCGAGAAAGCAGAUAUGGAAGAAGACGUGAAGAAAACGAAGAAACAACAAAUUCCUUAUAUCAAGCGCAUUAUUGUCCAUCCUUCAUUUCACAACAUAUCAUAUAAAGAUGCAGUUGAAAAAUUAUCCCAUCUAGAUAAUGGAGAUGCAGUAUUUAGGCCUAGUAGAAAGGGAUCUGAUCACUUGACUUUAACUUGGAAAGUCCUCGAUGAUAUUUAUCAGCACGUUGAUAUAAGGGAGGAAGGUAAAGUUAAUUCAUUUAGCCUUGGUCAUUCUUUACGGAUUGGUAAUGAGGAGUAUGAAGAUCUUGAUGAAAUCUUAGCGAGAUAUGUACAACCCAUGGCUGCAUUAACCAGAGACAUAAUUAAUCACCGUUAUUAUUACGUAGCUGGUGAUACAGAGAAAAAGGAGCUUGAAAAGUUACUGUUAUCGGAGAAAAAGAAGCAACCUUCCCGGAUUCCGUAUCAUUUUAGUGCUUCCAGUAAAUAUCCGGGAAAAUUUAUGCUAAGCUAUUUGCCUCGUAAUCAUCCCUGCUAUGAAUAUGUAACUGUAACUCCCGAAGGAUUUCGAUUUCGCGGGCGUUUACAUGCUAAAUUGGAUGCGCUACUACAUUGGUUUAAAAGGCACUUUAGAGAUCCUAUGCCGGGAACAUCUCGUGGUACAAGUGUUAGCCAAGAUACUCCUAUGAAUGCUGUUCCUCCGAAUGUAAUGCAAGCCGUAAAUAAUCUUACUAAUAUAUCCCAGUCUCAACUAAUGUCCACACUGCAAAGUAUUCAACAAAAGGAUGACUGGCUAUCUAAUAACAACGUUCCGACCUAUGCUAAUUACGGUUAUCAACAACUUUCUACCGGAAAUUCCGAGCCACAAAAGAUUAAUCAGUGGGAAAAUAACUGGUCAUCUACUUGGUCUGCACCAAAGCCUGCUGAGAAUUUAAACAAAGAUUAUAACGACAAUCACGAUAGGCGCUGGGAAACACCACAGAGUCAGCAAAGUGAUCAAAAAAGAGAUAGCCAACGUCAAUAUGAUAGAAGGAAUAGAGGUCAUAGAGAUGAUAGAUACCGAUCAUAUCAUUCAAGACGUAAUUAG